AUGGUUUGCCCACAGAUUCCGCUAACCUGGUGUCCCAGGUCAGAAUCAGUCCCUGAUAAGAGGGGAAGGAUGAAAUCCAGCAGUGCUGCAGCCCUCGAAGCCCAGAGAAAAUUGGGUUAUUCUAAUACCCAAUCUAUUUCUAAUUGAAUUGAAUUAGGACCUAAUCCCUAUUUUUUUCUCCAUGUCCUCUCUUCCCCACCCUCUAUCCCUCCCCAGGAUGUAUGAAAACGCACCCGCCCUGGUGGCACCGCAGGGGGUCUUGGCCGAUCGUAGGACAACCCAGGAGGAGAUGCUGGGCCAGACCAGGCAGGUGAUCCAGGGGAUGGAGGCCCUGAGACUGGAGCACCACUCUCUCCUGGAGGGCCUACUGGGGAGCCUGCACUGCCUGGAAGUGGAGGGGAGCCAGAACCACGAGGAGCCCAGCCCUGCCCAGGAGAAGGCCAGGGCCAUCCACCGCUCGCUGGACACCCUAGAGCUUGGGCUGGGCGAAGCGCAGGUCAGAUACAUUGAAUUGUAAUCAUUGCAAUUUGCAGAUGAAAAACAGAUACUGCAUUCUUAACAUUCGUAGGCACUCUCUUGUGUAGAAAAGUAAAACUCUUUACUCGAUUAUUAUGGUUAUACACGUGGCAGGAAUAAAACAUUCACAAACACGUAGUCAGAUGUAGUCUAUGGGACAUUAUAUGCCAAAACUCUUAAGUUAAUGUUUCAGUCUCAGUCAAAAUCACAUGUAGGACUGCACUCAGAUUUUGGAUCAAGAGUAUCUGUUUUUCAUUCUUUGGCUAUCUUAACAUUUGUGAGGAGGAGAAAGCGUUUUUCAACUUGUAGCUAGCCACUCUGUUUCCUGUUUCACUUCUGUUUUGCCUGAUGGACCUGACCGAGGUCAGAGAUUAAGAGUACUGCUUGUGGCAGCUGGGGUAAGCUUUCUUUAGCUUAGAGCAAUUAGCAUAGUAUUGUCAGUAUGUAUCAGGUUAGGGUUGAGGUCAUGUCAUGGGAGGUCAGAUGACACUUGCUUGCUGUCAGAGUUGUUUUGUGUUCCGAGUUUUGCUCUGUUUUUCUGCGUACAGCCACAGUAAUGCCGCGUUCAAAACUACUGGGAACUCGGAACUCUGACUUCCGACUUCAGUGCGUUCAAGACAACUAGGAACUCUGAAAAAACUAGCUCCGACUGGGAAAAAUAGUUCUGAACAGUCUUCCAACUCAUAAUUUCAACUCAGGAACUCUGGCCUCUUUCUAGAGCUACGACUUUCCAACCUAAAGAUCACUGACGUCAUGAUUUGACCUUGUUUGUUUCAGAGUUGGCAAGACAUGGCACCCUAAGAACAACCUAUGCAGUUUGAGGUUAAAGGCCUAUCUGGGUUUUCCCCCAUAGAAAUAUAAUUACUAGAAUGGACAUUCCCAUGCAAGUGUGAUGGGUGGACCGGCUGCCAUAUUGUCUUUUCCAAUAAUUAUUUUCCUACCUCCCCUUCCCCAGGUCAUGCUGGCCCUGUCGGCCCACCUUAGCAUGGUGGAGGCGGAGAAGCAGAAGCUGCGUGCUCAGGUGAGGCAGCUGUGCCAGGAGAACCAGUGGCUGCGGGAUGAGCUGGCGGGGGCACAGUGGAGGCUGCAGGAGAGCGAGCAGAGUGUGGCGCAGCUGGAAGAAGAGAGGAGGCACCUGGAGUUCAUGAGCUGCCUCCGGCGAUAUGACGACGACAGCGAUGACCUUUCGUCCCCCGUGAGUGUAUUCAAUAGUCACCGCCACAACACCACAUCAGGAUUCUCUUUUUUUUUCAUCAAAGUUUAUUUUGAGAUUUUCUAGUGAUUUCAACUAAAACAUCAAUACAUUUUAUCAGAUCAAAAACAAAUUUACAGACAUUCACCGACCCCAUGUAGCCAUCAGGAAUUGUAAAAAAUAAAUGUGUAUAUUGCUAGACUAGCAUAAACCAGCUCUCUUAGCAUUCAGCGGAAUUAAGUUCCUGCAGACAGCAACAUUUCCUAGUUCAUGUUUGAGAACUUUAUACUCAAAUGUAGGUCAGACAAUAUGAUUAAUGGUUUUUGGUGGCAGCAGUGGGAUCCAUGCUAUAACAGAAGAUACAGAAGAAGCCAGAGUUGCUGUCAAGGUACUAAAGAGGAGACUUUUGGAGACAAGCAUGGGUUGAACAGUGCCACAGAACGUGUGAAUGCAUGCCAAGCCAACAACUUUUGGUUCCCAGAACAAUUAAUCAAUGGUACAGAUAGCAUUCUAGAAAUUUAUUUUCUCGCAAAACCUUUCCAGGACAGUCCAGAAAUUGCAGGGUGAUGACAUGAACAGGGACAUUUAUCUUCCACAUUGUCAAUGUAUCCAGAACAUGAAUCACCUGAGAUGUUCUGAUAAAGUUUUGUUGGGCUUUCUUCUCAAUCAGACAGGAGUGGGACUUUACCAGACAGGAGUGGGAACUUCACCUGAUGUUCUAGGAACAAUUCUUGUUAGCUGUGUGUGCGCUAAUGAUAGUGAUAAUACAACCCUACCUUUACUCACCAGGAAGAGAUUGAUUCCAGCAAGGAAACACUGGAUGACCUCUUCCCCAAUGAUGAAGAGGAGAACCAGGGCCAUGGCAGUAAGCACUGGGCGGGCAGGGGAUUAGAGACUGGGAUUAUUACUGGAAUCUAAUCUAGAAUCAUCUGCAGUAUCAGAAUGGCAUACUAUGUAGCUUUCAAAUAUUCCCUUGCACAGUGAAAACACUAACAGUAAUGGCAAUGAUAGUCACAAAAUCCAACAACAAAAAACACAUUUAUUCCCCUAAUGCAAUAGUAUAAUUACUAAUUGUUGUAAUGGUGUUGGUGGUAUUAUUUUGUCAGUGGCACAAAUUAUUUGUUGUAUGUAUUAGAAGCUAGCAAGCUAGUAUUACUAGCUAGUAAACUAGCGGUAGCGAUAAUGGUCACAGUUACGAUGUCAUUAAAUAAGGUAGACUCCAUAUUCCCUUCAGUUCAGCAGCACAGUAGCAAUGUGGCGAUGGCAGCCGCCAACCAGGGUGGCUACGAGAUUCCAGCCCGUCUGCGUACGCUCCACAACCUGGUGAUCCAGUACGCCUCGCAGGGUCGCUACGAGGUGGCUGUGCCCCUCUGCAAACAGGCCCUUGAGGACCUGGAGAAGACCUCCGGACACGAGCAUCCAGACGUGGCCACCAUGCUCAACAUCCUGGCCCUGGUCUACAGGUGAGCCCCGCAGGAUGCCGGAGAAGAUGAUGACGGACCACAGGAACGAUCCUGUGUUAUAUUCAGUUAUGUUCUCCGAUCAGAUCUUGUUCCUCCAGUUUGAUAAGAAUAAGAUGGGAUAGUGUUUGUAAUGGAAAUAAUCUGAUCAGAGAACAUGAAACAUAUCAUAGUGAUGACAGCAUAGGCCUAUUGUCUUUACUACAUUGAAAUUAUGUAUCCUUUCAAUGAGUGCUCUUAUGGUCUUCAAGUUAUAUAUAUCAAUAAAUAUCAAUAUCAAUAUUUUCUUAUUUAUUCCUAAACUAAUAAUUGGUCAACAUUAUGGUACCAUCGAUUUAGGAUUAUGUUACUUUAGAAUAGACAACAGCUGACAUGAGCUAAGUCAUUGAUCCAGUUUUGUGCAUUCCUCAUGUAGGGGGCACCUAUCUUUCCCACAGAUGGCAAUGGGCUAGAAGGUUCUCAACUUCAAAUAAGCAGUGGCCGCCAAUAGAGUAUAAAUAUCAGGUGACAAAUUUCAGUGUUAAAGCACAUUAUGAUGCAGGAAGUUUAUAAGGACAUGGACUCCACCUUUUUGGAAUAGUUGCCAGGCCCAAAUGUCUGUAUGAUUUAGUGUGUAAAUCCAACCUGCCAGCCACACCAUUUCAUUCAAAGCACGAGCCACCAACUCCGAAGCCCAAUCCCAGCCUAAUGUUUGACAGUGAAAGCAUUCGGGUUUAACAUGAUAAAUAGUCAGUUACUCUUCUCACAUGAUGGGGACCAUUGUUGUUGUUGAAAACAGCCAAGCUCUGGCAACCCUAACCCUGGUUUUACCUUGAGGUUGCCGUGGCGAUACCCUAGUAACCAGGCCCUCCACCCCUCUCCUUCCAGGGACCAGAAUAAGUACAAAGAGGCAGCCAACCUUCUCAACGACUCGCUGGCGGUUCGGGAGAGGACCCUUGGCAGGGACCACCCGGCGGUGAGUGUAUGGCCAUCACCUUGUGUCUAUGUGUGUGUAUGGCAGGGGUGUCAAAGUCAAAUGGACGGAGGGCCAAAUAAAAAAUUUAGCUACAAGCCGAGGGCCGGACUGUUCGAAUGUUCAUUGAAAAAUUUUUAAAUGACGCAUAUAGUCUAGUGAACCUAAUUGAACCUACUGAAAACCUAACAAAUAUAUUCCAAUAUGAUCAGAUAAAUAAAGCAAUAUUUUCUUAUGGCUCUGUCAGUAAUCUUUAAUUUUCAACAGACACAAAAGACAAAUUUCCUUUAUAUAAAAAUCCCCAUAACAUGAACAUUAAAUGAAAGAAACCGGUAUUCAAGGCACCAUCAGUAGCCUAUAUUUUCUAUUUUAGCAAAAGUGGGCUAAAUUUACUUCAAAGAAAAAAACAAUAAUAGCAAUUUUCUAUCAUCCACUCAACUGAAAUAUUUUUAAAAUAUAAUUGGAUUGAAAUACAAUAAAAUAAAGUGCAAAAAUCUAUUAAUCAAAAACAACACUUUGUUUAAGGAGAAGUAACAUGCAGUGAAAACAAAUAUUAAACUUUAACUUUUAAACUUGAACUGAGUAAAAACUCUAAAUAUGUGAUUGCACAGUAAUGUUCACUUGUUUGAGGUUGAGGGUGAUACUUGGUGGUGUCCCAUCUUUUCCACAAGUUCAUCAAUGUUCGGGGUAAGGCUCUGAGCUGAGGAAAUCCUCAGAAUUGAGUGGAGGUGUUCAGCAGUAAGUCGACUUCUGUGUGAUGUUUUGUUCAGGUUCAUCAAAGAAAACAGUUGUUCACACAGAUAUGUGCUGCCAAACAUAGACAACGUUUGAGCAGCCUGGAUGCGCAGCUGGGGCAUUGUGUCGGGGAGGAAACGGGCGAACUCCGCAGCACCCACUGCCGCAUAUUUUGCCCUCAGUGCAUCAUUGCAUUGGAGGUCAAUCAACUCCAUUUGGAGGUUUGGUGGUGAGCUUUCCACGUCAACAGCAAAUGGGUUACCGAGCAGUUCCAACCUGCUUUUUUGUGCUUCAAAGUCAGCAAAUCGGCGUCGAAAGUCAGCGGCAAGCAUACCUAUUUUAUCAGCCAACUGUGCGCUCAGGAACGCACUGGUAGAGAGCUUCUCUUUCAUGGUCUGGCAGCUGGGAAAGUGGCUCAAAUUUUCUUUCCGCAUCUGCGUCUCCCACAGAGUCAGUUUGGUUUUAAAUGCCUUCACUGUACUGUACAUAUCAGAGAUGACAUGAUCCCGACCCUGCAGCUGCAAGUUCAUUGCAUUCAGAUGACUCGUAAUGUCACACAGAAAAGCCAUUUCACACAGAAACAUUUCGUCUCGGAGUUGUGUUGUGUCUUUCCCUUUGCUGUCCAAGAACAGACAAAUCUCCUCACGAAGCUCGAAACAUCUUUGAAGCACCUUUCCCUGGCUUAGCCAUCGCACCUCUGUGUGAUAAGGCAAAUCACCAUGCUCCGUUUCUAACUCCGUCAGAAAUGCCUUGAACUGGCGGUGAUUCAAACCUUUGGCUCUGAUAAAGUUAACUGUGCGCGUGAUGAUGCUCAUUACAUGCUCCAUUUUCAAGGCUUUACCGCACAACGCUUCCUGGUGUAUGAUACAAUGAUAAGCUGUCAGCUCACCUGUCGCGUUUUCCUCUUGCAUCUUUUCCCGUAUCUUCGCCACCAGUCCGCUCCUGUGUCCACACAUCGCAGGUGCUCCGUCGGUUGUCAAACCCACGAGUUUUUCCCAAGGCAGCUCCAUCUCAUUUACACAUCUUGACACCUCUUCAUACAAAUCAUGCCCCGUAGUUGUGCCAUGCAUAGGACGUAAAGCCAAAAACUCCUCUGUCACGCUUAGGCUGGAGUCCACUCCGCGGAUGAAAAUUGACAACUGGGCAAUGUCAGAAAUGUCGGUGCUCUCAUCCACAGCCAAGGAAUAUGCAAUGAAAUCUUUUCCCUUUUUCACAAGCUGCUCUUUUAGAUUGAUGGACAACUGGUCUACUCUCUCGGCAAUGGUGUUUCUGCUCAGACUCACAUUUAAAAAGAGUUGCCUUUUUUCUGGGCAAACUUCGUCACAAACUUUAAUCAUGCAGUUUUUGAUGAAAUCCCCCUCCGUAAAUGGCCGGGCUGAUUUAGCGAUCUCUUCUGCCAAAAUAAAACUGGCCUUGACAGCAGCCUGGCCUUGUGAUUUGGCUUUUUUGAACAGAGCCUGUCGAGAUUUGAGGCCUCGUUUUAAUUCCUCUGCCUUUUGUAGCCUUUGUUCCAUGUCCAUAUUCUUGUUUUUGUCCGCGUGUUUCGUUUCAUAAUGUCGUCUCAGAUUAUACUCUUUCAGUACCGCCACACUUUCUCCACACAGAAGACACACAGGUUUUCCAGCUACCUCCGUGAACAUAUACUCCGACUCCCACCUUGUUUGAAACCCCCGGUUCUCAGUGUCCACCUUCCGUUUUGCCAUUUCUGAUGGGUAUCUGAAAGUUAAUUUUACUGUGAUGCUGACGACUGCUGUGCCAAUAAAUAUUGAAAUGAAGCAGCCUACUGCUCGGUGCGUCACCGUUGCAUUGUGGGAAAUGUAGUAUUGGUGCGUGUAAAAGAUCUGCGGGCUGCCGGCUUGCUGCGGUCUGCGGGCCGGUUCUAAUAAUAAAUCAAGAUCAUCCCAGGGGCCGUAAAAAACCUUCUCGCGGGCCGGAUGUGGCCCGCGGGCCUUGACUCUGACAUAUGUGGUGUAUGGCCAUCACUUUGUGUCUAUGUGUGUGUAUGGCCAUCACUUUGUGUUUGUGUGUGUUUGUCUCUGACCCCACUGUUGUGUUGUUCCCAUACCCGCUCCCCCUUCCAAUUCUAAGGCUGACAGCUACUAGUCACUGUAGCUGUCAUUGACCUAGCGGCUGUGUGAGUAUCACUGACCCUGUGGCUAACGUCCCCAUACCCUCCUCUCAGGUGGCCGCUACACUCAACAACCUGGCUGUGCUUUAUGGGAAGAGUGGCAGGUACAAGGAGGCCGAGCUACUGUGUAAACGAGCGCUGGAGAUUAGGGAGAAGGUGGGUCACUAGGUGUGUGUCUGUCUCUGUGUGUGUGUGUGUGUGUAAAAAUAAUAAUAAAACAUGGAUUUAACAGGUGACAUCAAUAAGGGAUCAUAGCUUUCACCUGGAUUCACCUGGUCAGUCUGUCAUGGAAAGAGCAGUUCCUAAUGUUUUGUACACUCAGUGUAUAAUUUUUUCUACCACUGACCUGCUCUCAACUUUAUUGAGGAAAAAUGUACUUACUAUGACUGAGAUAUGUGGUUUUACAACCUAGCAAACUUAAGAUGAAUGCACUAACUGUAAGUCGCUCUGGAUAAGAGUGUCUGCUAAAUGACUAAAAUGUCAAUGUAAACUGUGUGCGUGCCUAUUUAUCUAAAUACCUCAUCCUACACAAAACUAAACUCCUAACCCCUGUUGAUCUAGAUACUGGGUAAGGAGCAUCCUGACGUGGCCAAGCAGCUGAACAACCUGGCCUUGCUGUGCCAGAACCAGGGGAAGUAUAGAGAGGUGGAGCAGCACUACCAACGUGCCCUGGACAUCUACCAGACCAGGCUUAGCCCCGAUGACCCCAACAUGGCUAAAACCAAGAACAAGCUGGUGAGAGACUGGUACCCUUUUCACACUAGUGAGCUGAGCUGAGUUUUAAUGGUCUGGCUUGGUUAAGCAUCCGCCACAGUUGCUAGAAGUGUGCUGGAAUGAUGAAAGGAAAAUACUGGGACACUAUCAUCUAGUCCCAAACAGAGCAGCUCACUGAAAUCUGCCUGGUGCCUGGGCUAGUACUCUGUGUUGAAAGAACAUGGCCGUGUCCAGAAAUAACCCCUAGCCCCUACCCCCUUGGACAUUGUGCAGAUCUGAAAGGAUUGGAUUAGUAUAAUAAGCAAUAUGGUGGAUGUCCACGUAGCCAAUCAGAGAUCAGCCGCAUUGCUUACAUCUCAGUAUCCAACCCUUUCAGAUCUAUAGAUGUGCCUAGAGGGUAGGGGCUAAUGGUUGUUUCUGGAUUGUGCCUAAAUGAAGGUUCUAGUAAUUGACCUGUAUUUUAUACAGCCUCUCAUUGACAGGUACUUCACUGUCAAGUCAAUAGUCUGUUGAAAAAAUGCACAAGACAUAACAAAUGGAUAUCUGUAAAGCACCUUCUGACAACUGCCGAUGUAAAAAGGGCUGUAUAAAAUACAUUUCAUUGAUUGAUUUGAUUGACAUAAAAAAUGAAGUAUUUUGUAUAGAAUUUGUUGCCUUUCAUAUGUUUGGAAUGUCAUUAUUUCCACUCAUGAUAUCUGAAAUGAUACACUACAUGACCAAUAGUAUAUGGACACCUGCUCGUCGAACAUCUCAUUCCAAAAUCAUCGGCAUUGAUAUGGAGUUGGUCCCCCCUUUGCUGCUAUAACAGCCUCCACUCUUCUGGGAAGGCUUUCCACUAGAUGUUGGAACAUUACUGCGGGGACUUGCUUCCAUUCAGCCACAAGAGCAUUAGUGAGGUCGGGCACUAAUGUUGGGCGAUUAGGCCUGGCUCGCAGUCGGCCUUCCAAUUCAUCCCAAAGGUGUUCGAUGGGGUUGAGGUCAGGGCUCUGUGCAGGCCAGUCAAGUUCUUCCACACCGAUCUCGACAAACCAUUUCUGCAUGGACCUCGCUUUGUGCAUUGUCAUGCUGAAACAGGAAAGGACAUUCCCCAAACUGUUGCCACAAAGUUGGAAGCACAGAAUCGUCUAGAAUGUCAUUGUAUGCUGUAGUGUUAAGAUUUCCCUUCACUGGAACUAAGGGGCCUUGCCCAAACCAUGAAAACAGCCCCAGACCAUUAUUCCUCAUCCACCAAACCUUACAGUUGGCACUAUGCAUCCGGCAGGUAGCGUUCUCCUGGCAUCCGCCAAACCCAGAUUAGUUCGUCGGACUGCCAGAUGGUGAAGCGUGUUUCAUCACUCCAGAGAAAGCAUUUUCACUGCUCCAGAGUCCAAUGGCGACAAGCUUUACACCACUCCAGCCGACGCUUGGCAUUGUGCAUGGUGAUCUUAGGCUUGUGAGCGGCUGCUCGGCCAUGGAAACCCAUUUCAUGAAGCUCCUGAAGAAACAGUUAUUGUGCUGACGUUGCUUCCAGAGGCAGUUUGGAACUCGGUAGUGAGUGUUGCAACCGAGUACAAACGAUUUCUACGCGCUGCGUGCUUCAGCACUCGGCGGUCCCGUUCUGUGAGCUUGUGUGGCCUAUCACUUCGCGGCGGAGCCGUUGUUGCUGCUAGACAUUUCCACUUCACAAUAACAGCACUUACAGUUGACCGGGGCAGCUCUAGCAGGGCAGAAAUUUGACGAACUGACUUGUUGGAAAAGUGGCAUCCUAUGACGGUGCCACGUUGAAAGUCACUGAGCUCUUCAGUAAGGCCAUUCUACUGCCAAUGUUUGUCUAUGGAGAUUGCAUGGCUGUGUGCUCGAUUUUAUACACCUGUCAGCAACAGGUGUGGCUGAAAAAGCAGAAUCCACUAAUUUGAAGGGGUGUCCACAUACUUUUGUAUAUAUAAUGUAUCUCCCUUCCUCUCUUAGGCCUCCUGUUACCUAAAGCAAGGGAAGUUUAAACAAGCAGAGGUGCUGUACAAAGAGAUCCUAACCCAUGCCCAUGAGAAGGCCAGUGGCUCUACAAAUGGUAAGGACCCAUCAUUUACAUCUUCCGUUAAAGUUUUUAUUGUGAAAACAAUCUGGAAAAUGCCUCUAGUUCCCAGCCAUACCUGGGUCAAAAUAGUAUUUUAUCUUCUUUCAAAUCCUUGAGGUGUGCUGUGUUUCGCUUACCCUGCAUGCUGGAUGGGCGGGUUUGUACUUUUGGGGCUAUUCUAUUGGUUCCAUUACACCAGUUAACCUGUCUGUCUGUGUAUUUAUCUGUUGAUACAGGGGAGGUCAAGUCCAUCUGGAUGCAGGCAGAGGAGAGGGAGGAACAGGUGAACAAACUCAGCCCCUCAUAUUUGAUCAAAUCUCAUUUCAGCUACUACAACCAUAGUAACAAAUCUGCCCACACUGGACUAUAACCUGUACAGCAACCAAUGCUCCAACCAACUGAGCCAUUGUUCACCAUUCCACUGUUGACCAUGUUUAAAUGUGUGCUCCUCAGGGCAGAAAGAGAGAAGGCCUGUCUAUAGGAGAUCAAGGUAGCUGGGACAGGACUGGCAAAGUGGACAGGUCAGUCAUCUCCAUGCUCAGGGUGGCGUAUCCACUAGGUACAGCUCUAGGAUCAGCUUCACUUCCCCCAAUAUUAACCUUAACCAUUAGUGGGGAAAAUACUAAACUGACCCAAGAUCAGCAUGUAGAGGCAACUUUACCCUGAAGCCGAUCCUAGAUCUGUUUCCUGACCGAGUAUGAUGAAUUUGCCCCUAGACACUGAUGUAAGGUCAGUUUCUCAUUCUCCCUCCUUAUGGUUAAGGUAAGGAUUUGGGGCGGGAAAGCUGAUCCUAGAUCUGUGCCUAAGGCCAGGCAAAUUUGUCCUACUCCAUUAGGGUUGUAUUCACUACACACGAAAUGAAAGAAAACAGGUCGAAACAGGGAAGGACUACCUGAAAUUGUCCAAUAAGAAAGACUUGUUUUAGUUUUCUGUUGCAAAAUGUUUUGUUUCGGUGUACACUAAUGAAUAUUACAUGGUUUACACAAUCCCUGACCUUUGACCCCGUGCAGUGCCACCAUGACCAGCACCCUGAGGAACUUGGGAGCCCUCUACAGGCGACAGGGCAAACUGAAGGCAGCAGAGACACUGGAGGCAGCGGCCACACACACCCCUAAACAAGUGGGUCCGGUCUGCAUUAAAAAAUAUAUUUUAUUUAACUUAAUAUAAUUGUUUUAUUUAACUUUUAUUAUUAUGAUUUGUUUUAUUUAUGUUUUAUAGUUUUGAUUUAUUUAUUUUAGGAAGGGGAAAAAAGGCAAGUGUUCAGUACAGUAGGGCCCAAAAGAUAACACAUGAAUGUAUUGUGCAUAAUCAAAUUCCUAUAUAGAUCAUAUACCUCCAACAGUAACCAAUUAAAAGUAGGAAACGAGUUCACCCGCAAGUUACUUAUUAAUACCAAUGAAAUGUGAAGGUUUAGGAAAUACCUGGCCAAGGAAUGACCAGGAUGUGUUUGUCCUCCCACACUUAGUAGUAUUGCUGUGUGUUUCCACGUUGUAUGUGUUCAUCUGUGUGUGCGUCUGUGUGUAUAGAGCCAGAAGCGGUGUGUUCUAGCUGCCGAGGCCCCCAGCGACAGCGCGGCCAUGGAGAAGCAAUGCAGCAGUAGUGAGAGCCUGACCUCUGAGGUGAUCACGGUGAAGUACGACAGUGGCCUACACGGAGGAGAGGUGGUCAACCUCAGUCUGGAAUGGAACGGGGUGAGGAGGAGCACAACUCUCUACCACUCAGUCUACGGCUACAGAGACUAA
This is a messenger RNA of Coregonus sp. 'balchen', 11492 nucleotides long. NCBI's taxonomy places the organism in Eukaryota, Metazoa, Chordata, Actinopteri, Salmoniformes, Salmonidae. The record is from the annotation of a GenBank genome assembly.